Penicillium chermesinum is the source of this 735-nucleotide messenger RNA. RefSeq names its product chitin deacetylase. Gene Ontology annotation, biological process: carbohydrate metabolic process. Gene Ontology annotation, molecular function: hydrolase activity, acting on carbon-nitrogen (but not peptide) bonds. The record is from RefSeq and is a predicted model, not a curated record. NCBI's taxonomy places the organism in Eukaryota, Fungi, Ascomycota, Eurotiomycetes, Eurotiales, Aspergillaceae. The transcript has 3 exons. The coding region runs from base 1 to 735 and encodes 244 amino acids.
AUGCGUUGCUGCGGCUUCCUGACCAUAGUCCUUCUUUUCGCCGCAAACCUAUCAUCCCUCGCGUCCGCAAUACCCAUCCUCCACGAAACUCCCUCUCUCGAGCUCAGACGGUCACUAAACAUCACCACGCGGUCGACUUCUCCAGUGCCAAUCGGCACAGUUCUCACACACUGUGUUGUCCCAGGAGUGGUGGCCCUCACCUUCGAUGACGGGCCAUACAUCUAUACGCCUGAAAUCCUCGAGUCUCUCUCCCAGCAUAGCGCCCGGGCUACCUUUUUCCUCAACGGAGUGAAUAAGGGCAGUAUUGAUGGCUUCCCGGAGAUUGUUCGCCGUGCCCAUGCGGAAGGGCACCAACUCGGUUCGCAUACAUGGAGCCACGACUUCCUCAACGCCCUCGACUACCCAUCCAUAGUCUCUCAAAUGACAACACUGGAAGACGCUUUCCUCCGGAUUCUAGGCGUCUACCCGACAUACAUGCGCAUUCCGUACUUCGCAUUCAACGGCGUGGUCCUCGCGGCCAUGACGGACUUGGGAUACCAUGUGAUUGGCGCCAGCGUUGACACGAAAGACUACGAGAACGACGACCCGGAGCUGAGCUACCGCAGCUUUGAGAAGUUUUGCACCGAGUUAGAUGCAGGCGGGAACGUUGUUCUGGCGCAUGAUACCCAUCAGACUACUGCUCGGGUGUUGUGCUUGGGAGAUCCCCGCGAAUUUUGGUACAGGGAUGGCCGUUAG